AUGGGACUGAAGGUUGAUGGUCGAAAGCUACAUUUUUUGCGCUUUGCUGAUGACAUAGUUCUGAUAACACCUAGCAUCAGUCAAGCGGAACGAAUGCUGAACGGAUUGGACAAAACAUGUGGAUGCAUCGUUCUUCAGGUGAAUCUGCAAAAGAUGAUGUUCAUGCGCACCGGAUGGGUCUCGGAUGCUCCAUUCACGCUCUACGAAAUGAACACAUCCGAAUGCACCAGCUACGUUUAUCUGGGUCGGGAGUUGAAAAUGAUGAACGACCUGAUCCCCGAGCUGGGCAGAAGGAGACUAGCCGCUUGGGGAGCGCAUAAGAGCAUCGAGGAUAUAGUGAAGAAGACGAAGAGCACCUGGCUCCGUGUUCACCUCUUCAACACCACCGUACUUCGUGCUUUGACCUAA
Molecule: messenger RNA, 408 nt
Organism: Necator americanus (New World hookworm)
Lineage: Eukaryota; Metazoa; Nematoda; Chromadorea; Rhabditida; Ancylostomatidae
Exons: 1
Coding region: 1-408 (135 amino acids)
Source: RefSeq, a predicted model, not a curated record